CUGGUAGUCUGCUGCGGGACCAGGACGGAGCUGAGGGGGGUCUGAAUGUCCAGCCGGGACGGUCGGGGGACCAGCGCCAACUCGGAGCCGCACUUCACAGGUCUUCAGGUUGACUGAUGAACAUCCAGUAGGACCGUGGUUGGGCUACACCGACUUGGAUAGAGGGUCAGCAGUGCCAGGAGAACAGAAGAGAUUGCAGGACAGAAGACGCGUAGUGCUUUGCUCGUGGUUAGCCUUUAGCGUGUUUGUGGGGCGGAAGAAGGAUUGCUUGGCGAUGGUCACAGCUAUGGACGACUCCUGUCCCAAUGGGGUGCGGGAGGCGGAGGAGGAGGUGACGCCCCCGGGACAGCCUAGCGUGGAGGGACCCCCGGCUGGGAGGGCUGCCCAGGAAGCAGACACGUCUGGAGCCAUGCAGCAGGUGCUGGAUAAUCUGGGUGAGCUUCCCACCUCCACCGGUGCCAAAGACAUCGACCUGCUCUUUCUGCGCGGCAUCAUGGAAAGUCCCACUGCUCACGAGCAGCUGGAGGAGGUGAAGCUCGAAGCCGUGCAGGACAACAAUGUGGAGCUGGUGACGGAGAUCCUCGGGGACAUAAGCAGCCUCAAGGUGAAGGAUGACAGCGCGGCCGAACUCUCCAGGAUCCUCCAGGAGCCGCACUUCCAGUCUCUUCUGGAAGCUCACGACAUCGUGGCCUCAAAGUGCUACGAGGUCCCGCCACCAACCGAGAUGUGCAACGACGCGGCCGUGAACAGCGCCCUGAUGCAGGCCGACGCCGUGCGGAUGAUCGGCAUCCGGAAGAAGGCCGGCGAGCCUCUGGGUGUGACUUUCCGCGUGGAGAAGGACGACCUGGUCAUCGCCAGAAUCCUCCACGGCGGCAUGAUUGACCGGCAGGGCCUGCUCCACGUGGGCGACAUCAUCAAGGAAGUCAACGGGAAGGACGUGGGCAACAAUCCCACCGAGCUGCAGGAGAUGCUCAAGGACUGCAGCGGCGGAAUCACGCUGAAAAUACUGCCGAGCUACAGGGACGCUCCGGCGCCGCCGCAGGUGUACGUCCGGCCGUACUUCGACUACAACCCGGCCAACGACAGCCUGAUCCCAUGCCGAGAGGCCGGAAUGGCCUUCGACAAAGGCGACAUCCUGCAGAUCGUCAACCGGGAGGACCCCAACUGGUGGCAGGCGUGCCAUGUGGUGGGCGGUGCCACGGGGCUGAUCCCCAGUCAGUUUUUGGAGGAGAAGAGAAAAGCGUUUGUUCCCAGAGACUUUGAUGGAUCAGGGAUUCUUUGUGGUACUUUAGCUGGAAAGAAGAAGAAGAAAAUGAUGUAUUUAACAGCCAAGAAUGCAGAGUUCGACAGACACGAGCUGCAGAUCUAUGAGGAAGUGGCCAAGGUCCCUGCGUUCCAGAGGAAGACGCUGGUUCUGAUCGGCGCUCAGGGCGUGGGCCGCCGCAGCCUGAAGAACCGCCUGAUGGUCCUCCACCCCACCCGCUUUGGCACCACCAUACCCUACACUUCGCGGAGGGCCCGGGACGACGAGCUGGACGGGAACUCCUACCACUUCACCUCCAGAACGGAGAUGGAGGUGGACGUGAAGGCCGGCCGCUUCCUGGAGCACGGCGAGUACGACGGCAACCUGUACGGCACCAAGAUCGAGUCCAUCCACGAGGUGGUGGCCACGGGGCGCACCUGCAUCCUGGACGUCAACCCACAGGCCCUGAAGGUGCUGAAAACAGCAGAGUUCAUGCCUUACGUGGUGUUCAUCGCGGCGCCGGACUUCGACACCCUUAAGGCCAUGCACAAGGCGGUGGUGGACGCCGGCAUCACCACCAAGCAGCUCACGGACGUGGAUCUGAGGAAGACGGUGGACGAGAGCGCCCGGAUCCAGAGGGCCUACAGCCACUACUUCGACCUGACCAUCGUCAACGACAACCUGGACAGAGCCUUCGAGACGUUACAGGCCGCCGUGGACAAACUGUGCAGUGAACCCCAGUGGGUCCCCGUGAACUGGGUGUACUGAGGCCCCGGCGCUCCCACCGUCCACUGUGUGUGUGUGUGUGUGUGUGUGUGUGCGCGUGUGUGCGCGUGCGUGUGUGUUUCUGACCACAAGGGCCAAAGAAGAGGAGCAGAAGGCCAGAGAUACUACUGCGAAGCAACACAAUGAAUGAAACCUGAUCGCUCUUCCUCCUCUUGGGCCUUUUUUUUCUACUCAAAACUCAAAGGGAAAGAGCGCUUAUUUAUUUUAUAACUUUUUAUGAAAGAUCUUUCUAUUCAGUGUGGGAUUCCAGUGAGAGUGAAAGAGGAAACAAACAUCUUGCGUUGUAUAUGUGGGCCAUAUUUUUGCAUUAACUUAUUGUCGUAGAUGAAUGUUUUCUUUUGUAGCAGUUUCCCCAGAAUAUUUUAGGUGUUUUUUUUUUUGUCCCCGUCUUCUUCCACCGACUGAGUUCCGAUCGCCGGACGAGGAGGGUGAAGAUCACGCAAUAUGAGCAGUCAUUAUCGAGCGUCGCACAUCGAGGCCAUGUCUGUGCAACCCGUGUAGCUGUGUUUGAUUUCCGUUUAAAUCCUUUCAGUGUUUCUGCCGUCGCUGGUCUGAUCGAGAAGACGACGCUCCAUCUGUGCACGAGUAUGUAAAUGACAACUUUAUAAAGACCUUUUCCAACGAUCAAACCCCGUGUAUGUUAAAUCUCUUUAGUUUUUUUUUAAUUUGUUGUGGUGAUCUGUAGCUUGUAGCGCACAUGAACCCUUGUCGCCGUCAUUUUCGGUCACCGUCUUCACCGUCCACAACAAGCCAGCUUUUUUUUGUGGUUUUGUUUUUAUUUUUGUGAAUGUGGCACAAAACCUGCGAAAUGCCAAAGCCCCGCUCCAAAUUAUUUCACGAUUCAGUUUGUCAAAUCCGAUGGAAAGGCGAAAGUGUGACUCUGAAUGGUUAAAGCAUCUAGCAAAAAAAAAAAAAAACCUCUUUAUAACCACUGUAUGUCCUGUUUUUUGUUUUUUACUCGGUAAGCUGCUGAAGCGAGGAGAUCUGUUUCCAUUUGAAAUGUAGCCUGUGCCAGCCCUACUGCCUGUCCCAGUGUCCGCAUCAACCUCAUGUCCACUCAUUUGUUUUUACAUUUUUAUCAGUAAAGUUACGACAAAUAAAGUUUUAACAAAUCUCAGAC
Salarias fasciatus (jewelled blenny) is the source of this 3149-nucleotide messenger RNA. It is a transcript of the gene pals2b, whose product is annotated as protein associated with LIN7 2, MAGUK p55 family member b. The record is from RefSeq and is a predicted model, not a curated record. NCBI's taxonomy places the organism in Eukaryota, Metazoa, Chordata, Actinopteri, Blenniiformes, Blenniidae. The transcript has 14 exons. Gene Ontology annotation, molecular function: protein binding. Bases 275 to 2011 code for a protein of 578 amino acids.